AUGCACAUUGCGGACAUGGCUGUCUCUGUGUUUGUAGUAGUGAUCAUCGCCGUCUCGUUUCUGUCCAACGUGGUGGUACUGAUCUGCUUUUUGUACAACCAGGAGAUUCGAAAGCAGGUGCCCGGGUUGUUUAUCCUCAACCUAACCGUCUGCAACCUGUUGCUUACCGUGUCCAAUAUGCCUCUAACUCUGGUCGGACUUAUCAACAAAGGAAACACUGGAGGCAGCGGGUUCUGUCAAACUGUGGGUUUCCUGGACACUUUUCUCACCACCAACUCAAUGCUCAGUAUGGGGGCUUUGAGCAUCGAUCGAUGGGUGGCAGUAGUUUUUCCGCUGAGCUACCACUCCAGAAUACGACACCGGGACGCAGUGAUAGGGCUUGGAUACACGUGGAUGCACUCGCUCUCGUUCUCCACGGUGGCCACUUGCUCUUCCUGGGUUGGGUACCAUCACCUUUACGCAUCAUGUACGCUCUGCAAUGCGAGAGCAAGCGGCUCCCGGACGCAGUUCAUCAUCUACACUGUGGUGUUACACUCUCUCACGUUUCUCUUGACCUUAAUCGUGUUGUGUGUAACGUACCUGAAAGUUCUGAAAGUUGCGCGGUUUCACUGUAAACGCAUCGACGUGAUCACUAUGCAGACCUUAUUGCUGCUUGUGGAUAUUCACCCGAGUGUGCGCCAGCGAUGCCUGGAUGAGCAGAGACAGCGGAGGCAGAGAGCCACCAAGAAGAUCAUCACAUUCAUUGGAACGUUUGUGGUGUGCUUCGCCCCUUACGUCAUCACGAGAAUCUUCGAGCUCUUCACGCUAGGACAGAUAAACCCUCACUGGGGUGUCUUGUCUAAGUGUUUGGCCUACAGCAAGGCAGCCUGCGACCCCUUUGUCUACUCACUGCUCCGGAACCAGUACAGGAAGACAUGCAGCGACCUGACCAACAAGAUCCUGAAGAGAAGUUCCUUUAACUCCUCCGCCCGCAUGGUGGAGAACGGAAGGGUCAACGACACCAACAACUUCAAACCCACCCAUUGA
This is a messenger RNA of Oncorhynchus nerka (sockeye salmon), 1026 nucleotides long. Its product is annotated as G-protein coupled receptor 26-like. Gene Ontology annotation, cellular component: membrane. Gene Ontology annotation, biological process: adenylate cyclase-activating G protein-coupled receptor signaling pathway. The transcript is spliced from 3 exons. NCBI's taxonomy places the organism in Eukaryota, Metazoa, Chordata, Actinopteri, Salmoniformes, Salmonidae. Gene Ontology annotation, molecular function: G protein-coupled receptor activity. Bases 1 to 1026 code for a protein of 341 amino acids. The record is from RefSeq and is a predicted model, not a curated record.